Sardina pilchardus (European sardine) is the source of this 1663-nucleotide messenger RNA. RefSeq names its product metabolism of cobalamin associated Db (gene mmadhcb). The transcript has 8 exons. The record is from RefSeq and is a predicted model, not a curated record. The coding region runs from base 132 to 1025 and encodes 297 amino acids. Gene Ontology annotation, cellular component: mitochondrion. Gene Ontology annotation, biological process: cobalamin metabolic process. Lineage: Eukaryota; Metazoa; Chordata; Actinopteri; Clupeiformes; Clupeidae.
UGAAAUUUCUUCGAGUGCUUGCGAUAAGGCUGGGUGAAGUAAGGUUACAUGGAAAGGGAGACUGCUGUGUCCUUAGGACUUCUUUAACGAUUUAAAGAGAGACUCAUAAAAGUAAAAAGAAGCGUGCUAAGAUGGCAAAUGUGAUCUGUGGGAGGGCGCGCAUGGUGACGUACCUGCCAGGGAUCCACGUUCUGGUCCGUCGUGUUGUCGGGGCCAGGUCCUUCUCUGGGGCCGGAUCCUCAGGGUCUGACGAGCCCCUUCGGACGAUCAUACCACCUGACCUGGGUCCCAGGACGGUGUGGCCAGAUGAGAAUAUGGGUCCGUUUGGACCUCAGGAUCAACGCUUCCAGUUGCCGGGUAAUGUGGGCUUCGACAGCCACUUGGAGGGCACUGCAGAACAGAGGAUGAGGACGCUCCCCAGAAGAGUGCCCGAUGUGCUGACCGCGCCCACCAGCAGUGACCGGCACCAUUUCGUCUUGGCCCAGCUGGUCUCAGAGUUCGGGGGCCAGGAAUCGCCACCAGGGCCUGUUAGCAAAGUGGACCAGUACUUCGAUAACUCUCAUGUGGAGUGUGCCAUACAGUUGUGUCCCGAGCUGCUGAAGAAAGAUUUGCAGUUAAUGUUCCCGGAAGCUCCCUCAAACAGCAUGAUGGUGGUGACUGUGACGCAGAAGACGGAGAAUGACAUGACGCGGUGGUGUGAGGCCGUGGAGGUCGAGCGGGAACAGCUCCUCUCCCAAUUUAUUGAAGGGGCCAAGGAGAUCUGUUAUGCUUUGCAGAAAGAAGGUUUUUGGGCAGACUUCAUAGACCCUUCCUCAGGGCUCGCUUUUUUUGGCACGUACACCAACAACACGCUGUUCGAGACGGACGAAAGGUAUCGCCACCUGGGUUUUCGCAUCGAAGACCUGGGCUGCUGCAAAGUCAUCAGUCACGCCCUCUGGGGAACACACGCGUUCGUCGGGACGGUUCUCACCAACGCACCUGCGCACAGUCAGGUCAUGAAGAAACUACAAGGCAGCCAAGAGUGAAAGGACCACUUGCGGAAGUCCCAGGAUGUCCUAUCUGUGUCCAGAUAUGCUGUGGUUGGCACAGCAUUCAUAACUCCGAAGAAAAUAAAUCAAGGCACAGUUUAAAGUGGGCCUUUGCCACUUAGACCGUCAGAUUUUCAGAGACUUUUGCCUGUACACUAUAUGUAAAAACUUGAAAAGUGUGUUUGAAUUAGGUACCCCGAUAAGCUGUAUUAAGCAGAAGAUUACAAUAUAUUUAUUUUUAUUAAUACAAGUAACUAAGUGAUAUAUAUUACGUGUGAUUGUUUUGUCUCUGUCCGACAUGAUUAGUCCAUGAUAUUCCAUUAUUAACGGAAGUUAUUGUGUUGUGGCUGUGCGUGUGAUCAUCCUCCCUAGACUGAACUCUCUCACCCUGGGUCUGGAAUGGCUCCUGAUCCAUGCUUUCUUAAAAGAAAAAAAAACAUCCAAUCACAUUGCCUUUUACCUCUUAGUUCGGUUGAGAGCUCAGCUGUUGUGUCUUGGUGCUCUGACAUUAUGUUGUAGAUAAGAGAUUUGACUUGAUGCUGACUAAGUCUGAUUGUGGGGGGACGUUGUAAAUUUUAUGGCAGCUUUUGCUAUACAGGUCCACGCUAUAGAGAAUAAAGAAAAGUAUUUUGUCA